AACUCAUUUUUCUCGUGGAGGACUCAACUCAGAAAUCUAAUAAAAAUGGAGUGUCUAAUUGGAAUCCAAUUCAGAGAUUUUGUUCUUAUCGCUGCUGACAUGACAACUGCACACUCAAUAAUGGUCAUGAAAACCGAUGAGCAGAAAAUCCACAAGAUCUCGGAAAAGCUGGUGAUGGCGGUGUCUGGAGAGCAAGGAGACGCAACGCAGUUCUCAGAGUUCAUUGGAAAGAAUAUCCAAUUGUACAAAAUGAGGAAUGGCUACGAAUUGUCACCUAAGGCAGCUGCAACCUUCACGAGGAGAAAGUUGGCGGAUUAUCUCAGGUCCAGGACACCUUACCACGUUAAUCUGCUGAUGGCUGGGUACGAUGACGAGACUGGACCUGAGCUAUUCUUCAUUGAUUACUUGGCUUCGUGUGUCAAGGCACCUUAUGCUUGUCAUGGCUACGGAGGAUUCUUCUCGCUUACUAUCCUCGAUAGAUAUCAUCGAUUUGAUAUGAAUGAAGAACAAGCCUACGAACUCCUGAAGAAGUGCGUAGCAGAGGUCCACAAACGUCUGAUCGUUAAUCUCCCAAACUUCAAAGUCCAGAAGAUCACCAAAGACGGUAUCAUCGACUUACCUCCAGUAACCGCCCAGGAAUUGGCCAUGGAGCGCGCUACACGAGCAUAAGUCCCUUUACAUUUUCUUCUGUUAAUGCUUCUGGAUUUCAUAAUUAUUAUCCACACCUUGUGAAUUUUCAAUAAACAAUUUUUGAAAAAAUAAAUAAAA
Molecule: messenger RNA, 768 nt
Organism: Diachasmimorpha longicaudata
Lineage: Eukaryota; Metazoa; Arthropoda; Insecta; Hymenoptera; Braconidae
Product: proteasome subunit beta type-2-like
Exons: 3
Coding region: 46-669 (207 amino acids)
Biological process (GO): proteasomal protein catabolic process
Cellular component (GO): nucleus; proteasome core complex; proteasome core complex, beta-subunit complex
Source: RefSeq, a predicted model, not a curated record